Molecule: messenger RNA, 960 nt
Organism: Lachancea sp. 'fantastica'
Lineage: Eukaryota; Fungi; Ascomycota; Saccharomycetes; Saccharomycetales; Saccharomycetaceae
Source: the annotation of a GenBank genome assembly
AUGGGGUUCGGCAACUUCGCAUCGAUCUGCUCUAAGACUCCGCUGCCAUUGUGCUCGGUGGUCAAAUCAUCUACACAUUUAGUCCUCGCGAAUGAGCAAACCGUACACGAUUUCGAUCCCAAGGGCCUCACAAUGGGCAUUUUGCCCCGGUGUUAUGCGCGCUCGAUCGAUGUGGCAAACACGGUCGUUUUUCAAAUUGGCAACGCGUUUGUUAAUAUUGGUGCAUUGGGCGUAAUUCUGUUCAUGAUCUAUUCCACGCGCCGGAAAUACACUGCAAUUGGCAGAUCUGAGUAUAGCUUUCUGUUCGAGCUGUGUUUGGGGCUUAUAGUGUUUACUCUAGUGGUUGACUGUGGGGUAUCUCCACCAGGCUCGUUGUCAUAUCCCUAUUUCGUGGCCGUUCAGAUAGCAUUCGCGGGCGCUUGCUGCUGGACGAUGGCUGUUGUUGGAUUUUUGGGUUUCCGGUUUUGGGAAGACGGCACGCACAAAUCGAUGGCCUUGACGAGGGGCUCUGCUUUCCUCGGCUUUGUGAUCAACUUUCUCGUCGCCAUUUUUUCGUUCGAAGCCUGGAAAUCCUCUUCCACGUUCACAAACUCCAAUACAAUGGGUCUUUUCGUUGUCAUGUAUGUGCUGAACGCUCUGGCCAUAUUGUGUUACAUUAUCUGCCAGCUGCUGGUAUCAUUAUUUGUGAUCACCAACUAUUGGGCUGCAGGUGCUGUGCUCCUCGGCGUUUUCUUCCUGUUCGCCGGUCAACUAAUCAUCUAUGCAUUUUCCGCUGCCAUUUGCACGGGUGUGAAGCACUACAUCGACGGGCUCUUUUUUGGAAGUCUAUGCAACAUUUUUGCCCUGAUGAUGGUGUAUAAGACUUGGGACAUGACUACGGACGACGACCUCGAAUUCAGCGUUAGUGUCCACAAAGGCAACAACCACGAGGUAAACCAUAUGCUGAGCUACAAUUUCUGA